This is a messenger RNA of Nematolebias whitei (Rio pearlfish), 739 nucleotides long. RefSeq names its product ephexin-1. Gene Ontology annotation, molecular function: protein binding; guanyl-nucleotide exchange factor activity. The transcript is spliced from 5 exons. Lineage: Eukaryota; Metazoa; Chordata; Actinopteri; Cyprinodontiformes; Rivulidae. Gene Ontology annotation, biological process: activation of GTPase activity. The record is from RefSeq and is a predicted model, not a curated record. The coding region runs from base 136 to 684 and encodes 182 amino acids.
GGACCAAAGAGCACCAGGACCACCCGAAAACCUAAGCUCCACCAACCAGUCUAUUUGUUCCUUUUUAACAAUCUGUUCCUGAUAACCAAGCGCAGUGGAGACAAGUUUCAUGUCCUGGACUCAUCUACCCGAGCCAUGCUGAGGACUGAGGAUCAUGAUGACCAGGGCCAACUACUGGCCAAUGUCUUUACUCUAAAAAUGUUGGAGAACCAAGACAAGUGUUCAGUCCUCUACAUGAUCCAGACCUCCAGUAUGAGUGAAAAGCUGCGAUGGAUGCAUGCACUUACUCCUAACAGGCGCACACGAUUCAUGCCCUUUGGCCCCCAUCAAGAAGACUUUCCUCAGGUGCAGUGUAUUAUGUCCUACGCAGCUCAAGAACCAGAUGAAAUAGCAACUGAGAUCGGUGAUGUUUUUAAUCUUCUUGAGCAAACAAAUGAUGGUUGGAUGAUGGGUGAAAGACUUCACGAUAAGGAAAGGGGCUGGUUUCCCAAUCGCGUGACAGAAGAAAUCAAGAGUAAGGAGGCCCGUGUUCAGAACCUGAGAGAGGCAUUUAGGGUCCAACAGACCCAUAAAGGAGAAGGUGGGACACAGUCAGAACCCAGGACUGGUUUAAGGGCAGUAAGACCCUUUCCCAAGAGCUCCAACUUCACUAGUCUUUUUAAACACAGGGGUGACAACAACUGAAAGCAGAAGAAAUACAGUUUGUAGCGGUGAUGAAUGUCAACAUUGUGUAUCAUAU